Gymnodraco acuticeps is the source of this 3691-nucleotide messenger RNA. Its product is annotated as tripartite motif-containing protein 16-like. The coding region runs from base 102 to 1757 and encodes 551 amino acids. Gene Ontology annotation, molecular function: zinc ion binding; protein binding. The transcript has 3 exons. NCBI's taxonomy places the organism in Eukaryota, Metazoa, Chordata, Actinopteri, Perciformes, Bathydraconidae. The record is from RefSeq and is a predicted model, not a curated record.
CUGAUAGCCACAUUCACCGCCCACACACAUGCUGUUCAGAUAACACUAGUUUCAGCUCUCAGGAAGUGAAACUCACACACUCGCUGCUACUGAGAGGUGAAAUGGCGCAGAAAGGAGUUCAGCUGGACCGGGAAACCUUCUCUUGUUCCAUCUGUCUGGAUCUACUGAAGGAUCCGGUGACCACUACCUGUGGACACAGCUACUGCAUGAAGUGUAUUAAACAGCACUGGGAUGUAGAGCUAAUCCACAGCUGCCCUCAGUGCAGGCAGAGCUUCACACCGAGGCCUGUCCUGCUGAAAAACACCAUGUUAGCAGCUUUAGUGGAGGAGCUGAAGAAGACUGGACUCCAAGCUGCUCCUGCUGAUCUCUGCUAUGCUGGAGCUGAAGAUGUGGCCUGUGAUGUCUGCACUGGGAGGAAGCUGAGAGCCUGUAAGUCCUGCCUCGUGUGUCUGGCCUCUUACUGUGACCAACACCUCCAGCCUCAUUAUGACGCAGCUCCAUUAAAAAAACACAAGCUGGUGGAGCCCUCCAAGAAGCUCCAGGAGAACAUCUGCUCUCGUCACAACGAGGUGAUGAAGAUAUUCUGCCGCACUGAUCAGCAGAGUAUCUGUUAUCUCUGCUCUAUGGACGAACACAAAGGCCACGACACGGUGUCAGCUGCUGCAGAGAGGACUGAGAGGCAGAGAGAGCUGGAGGGGAGUCGACUCAACAUCCAGCAGAGAAUCCAGGACGGAGAGAAGGAGGUGAAGCUGCUUCAGCAGGAGGUGGAGGCCGUCAAUGGCUCUGCUGAUAAAGCAGUGGAGGACAGUGAGAAGAUGUUCACUGAGCUGAUCCGUCUCAUGGAGAAGAGAAGCUCUGAUGUGAAGCAGCAGCUCAGAUCCCAGCAGAAGAGAGAAGUGAGUCGAGUCAGAGAGCUCCAGGAGAAGCUGGAGCAGGAGAUCUCUGAGCUGAAGAGGAGAGACGCUGAGCUGAAGCUGCUGUCUCACACAGAGGAUCACAACCAGUUUCUGCUCAGCUACCCCUCACUGCCAGCCCUCAGUGAAGCUACACACUCCUCCAGCAUCAACAUCCGUCCUCUGAGCUACUUUGAGGACGUGACGGCGGCCCUGUCAGCAGUCAGAGACAAACUACAGGACGUCCUGAGAGAGGAAUGGACAAACGUCUCACCGACUGAAGUGGAUGUUUUACUGUCAGCAGCAGAGCCCACCACCAGAGCUGGGUUCUUAACAUAUUCACAGGAGAUCACUCUGGAUCCAAACACAGCACACAAGAGGCUGGUAUUAUCUGAGGGGAGCAGAAAAGCAACAUACAUGACACAACAUCAGUCUUAUUCUCGUCACCCAGACAGAUUCACUUAUUGUUCUCAGGUCCUGAGUAGAGAGAGUCUGACUGGACGUUGUUACUGGGAGGUGGAGUGGAAAGGGGGAGGAGUUUUUGUAGCAGUCGCAUACAAGAAUAUCAGCAGAGCAGGGGGGGAAAGUGUAUUUGGAUACAAUGACAAAUCUUGGUCCUUAAUUUGUAACCAAAACAGAUGUUCAUUUCUUUACAACAGUAUCAGCACUCCCGUCUCAGGUCCUCUGUCCUCCAGAGUAGGAGUGUACCUGGAUCACAGAGCAGGUGUUCUGUCCUUCUACAGCGUCUCUGAAACCAUGACUCUCCUCCACAGAGUGCAGACCACAUUCACUCAGCCGCUACAUGCUGGAGUUUGUCUUUGUUAUGAAUAUGGAGCCACAGCUGAGUUUUGUAAACUCAGAUAGCCUGAAGUCCUUGGAGGAACUCUUCUACUUCUUAAACUCACCGUGUGUCCAUCAGAGCUGAUUGUCCAUGUCUUCACUGCAGAGAUCAGCUGUCAAUCAAACAUGAUGGGCGGGGCUUCAACAUCUUCUCACGAGUUGUUCUGUAGAUGCUGGACUUUCUUCCGGCUCCUUCCUGUGUCUGGUUAGCCAUGGAGGCUGUCACUGCUCAGGAGGAUCCUUGUUCACCUGAACUGAUAUGUAAACUUUGCUCUAAAUAUGUGUUGGAUAUUUCUUUUGAUUCAUGUUGUUGUUUCUCUUGUAGUGCACGAGUCUUCAGAGAGAAAGCAGCAGAGCUUCUUUUAUUCUACACAUUUUAUUCUGGUUCUAAAACAAUAGAGGCAUUUAUAAUCACAUGUAUUCUUUUUGACAGAUUCAAUGUUAUUGUUGCUGAAUUAACUAAAACAUGAGUUCCCAGAUGGUUAUAACACUUAUUUCAUCAUCACAUGUUUAUUCAAAAUGAUAUCACUUCCUGUCAUGAUCAUAAUCAAUAAGUACAUCCUUCAUUAUUCUCCUGGGAAUAGCUUAGAGUCUUUGCUUGGGAAAUACAUUGCAUAAUAUUACAGUUAUUGUUUUGCAGACGAAUUGUUGUUGUUGUUGUUGUUGUUGUUGUUAUCCAAAUAGAAAUUGGGUACUCUGAUGUUUUAUAGAACAUUAAUUAUCAUGAUAAUAAUCAAUAAGGAAAUCAUGUCUGACUCUGUUUGAAACAGCUGAGAUGAAACACAUUCAUGUGGAGAAAGUGAGACUGAUCAUGAAAUCAUUGAACAGACUUUACUGAUGGGAUGUGUGAUUAAAUGAAAUGUUUGGAUCAUUAAUAAAGGUUUGUCUUUCAAAAACAAAAACAGGAUGUUCUUCUUGUGUCCAAGGUGCCAUACGAAGCUGAUGGAGAACAUGUGGAAGCAGGGACGUGCACAGACAUUUGGAGGGGCUGUUGCUCUAAACUAGAAAAAGGGCCGACCCCCCGACCCCCCUGAAAACUGUUCAGUGGGAUGAACCUCCCGAAGCCCACGGAGCCUCAGCCUCAGCAGAGUUGGCCUGAGUUCAGCUCGGCUCCUGGCCCUCCAGCUCCCCCACCGCAUCCCUCCUGGGUAACGCCCGCAGCCUCUGGUCUGCCCCGACGCCCUUCAGCUCCUCCAUCUGGUCCACCAGCGCUGACUCUGCGCUGCACCCGUUCCCCCCGGCCUCCAGCUCCUCCUCCACCCUGACGGACCUGGUGUCCCCCGUCACCCCCCCCCCCCCCCCCCCCUCCGAGAUGAGCCGCACCUACAACCCGUGGAGCAUGUGGCGCCCGACACUGAGCCGCCGCAGCUCCGAGCCCUGGCCCAGCUCCUCGGACAACAACAACGACAACAACAACAACUGAACAACACUUAAAGAGGAGGUUUUCAUUAUUUUAAUCCCGACAGGAAGUUACCCUGAAGUGUAAGAACAGGGUUGCGUGGUAUCGCGCUGCAAGCCAACCAACCCUUCGCAAUUUAGUUCUCCGCAGCUUUUUAUUCACGGGGGAAGAAAUGCUAAUUUUAUUUGGAUUUGUUUUUUAACAGAUUGUCCCUGAAUUAAAAAAAUUAAUGCAUGGUAUGCUAAUGCCAGUGCAGACAUGUUGCUGUUCUAGAAAGGCUGGUGAUGCUGCAUCCUUCUCAGAGUUUGUCUCAGUAUUAACAUUUUCAUUUUAAACGUAUUCUCAGUCAUUUUGGUUCUUAUUGGUUUCUAAAAAAAGACAUUUGAAUCAUUGCACCAACUUUAAUUUGGCAGCGGGGAUUUUUUCAUGAUCUGAAUUUUCAGAAGUCCAACAAAUAAAUUCUUAUUUCACAUUUUAAACAGGAAUUGGUCAAUGAACACUUUGAGGCUUGUUAUCGCCUCUAUUUGUCAGCUAAUUUAAAUAAAGGAUUUCAGCAGAA